Naegleria gruberi is the source of this 1446-nucleotide messenger RNA. RefSeq lists its product as uncharacterized. NCBI's taxonomy places the organism in Eukaryota, Heterolobosea, Eutetramitea, Acrasida, Naegleriidae. The transcript has a single exon. Bases 1 to 1446 code for a protein of 481 amino acids. Gene Ontology annotation, molecular function: chromate transmembrane transporter activity. The record is from RefSeq and is a predicted model, not a curated record. Gene Ontology annotation, biological process: chromate transport.
AUGCCAAAAUAUGGAUUUAGUGGAGGAAUAUUAUCAUACCUAUUCUUUUCUAUACCUGGAUUUAUUGUUUGCUUGGUUUUGGGUCUAUCAAUGUAUGAUUAUGAUAGCUCAACUGCUCCUCAAUGGUUUAUUCAUGCCCAGAAAGGAUUGGCAUGUUCUGGCAUUGCAUUUGCUUUGCAAUCCAUGUCCAGAUUCUCAAGUAUGUUAGAUAAUGAAAAGAAAAAGAAAGGGCAACCCAAGAAGGAGAAGAAACCUGAAAUGUUUCCCUAUAUUUUAUUGACCAUUGUUGCUAUGGUAACCUUACUCUAUAGAAAGACAUGGCUCUUGCCUGUACUUUUAGUAAUUGGAGCUAUUUUAUCGAUACUUUAUUGUGAAGUGAGAGAUCGAUCAAAGAAGAGAAUUGAGGAAUUUGGAUUAUUUGAGAAAAUUGGAGCUAAAAGUUAUGGAGAUUUGAAGUUUAGACAAAAACUCACAUUUUUCAAACUAUUCUUCCAAUCAUUUAUUCCAAAAUAUGCAAGGCAAAUGAGAGAAAUUGAAUUAUUAGAAGAGAGGAAAGAAGAGGAACCUGCUGAAAUUGAUGCGAAUCCAUUCGCCAAAAUGGCCUCAAUCAAACUUGGCGUAUUCUUGUUCAUUCUCUUUUUUAUCCUUCUUGGUUGUCUUAUUGGAGCAGCUCUGAUUGUGGAAUCAACCUCUCCAACUGUUAAACUCUCGAAUCAAGUAGAAAAGAGAAAGAUUAAUUUAUGGACAGAGUGGAUUAUCAUGUCAUCAUUCUUUUUCAAGUCAGGUUCAUUGAUUUUUAAUGGAGCUGUUGUCAAUGUGGUCAUCAUUCGAGAUGAAAUGAUUGAAAGAGGUUGGAUAACACCUGAACAAUUUAUUAAUGGCUACUCUCUCACAAAUGCAGCUCCUGGACCUCGAUUCAAUUUGGGUUUUUAUUUUGGUUCAGUUGUUGCUGGUAAUCUUUUAAAUUCUAACUAUACCAGUUCACUCUACAAGGAUGUUACCAACUCUACAAUUAGUUUUGAUGAAAUUUCUAACAAUAAUUUUAUUGGAUUUUCAAAUAAUGAGACUCUCAAUAGCUCAGUAGAAGAAUCAUCCGUUUCACCAUUUACCAAAUUCAUUAUUGUCAUUAUCUAUAGUAUGAUUGCUGGUAUUUCAUUCCAUGCUCCAGGUUUUCUACUCAUUUUGGGAAUAGUGCCACUGUGGGGAUCUUUAAGAAGUAAGCCAAUCGUACAAAAAGCUAUGAAUGGAAUUAAUGCUGUUUGUGUUGGCUAUUUAAUUAACAAUAUUGUAAUUUUGUGGAUUUCUGUUGUUGGACUCAGUGUUCCUCUAGCUGCUGUUUCAAUAUUAGGAUUUGCAUUGGUAAAUUGGAUUGAUUUCUGGCAUCCAUUGGUUGUAUUUGUGGGAGCUAUUGCAGCUGUCCUUAUUGGAUUAAUUGUUCCAAUUUAA